This is a messenger RNA of Cucumis sativus (cucumber), 5702 nucleotides long. RefSeq lists its product as uncharacterized. The record is from RefSeq and is a predicted model, not a curated record. The transcript has 2 exons. Lineage: Eukaryota; Viridiplantae; Streptophyta; Magnoliopsida; Cucurbitales; Cucurbitaceae. Bases 4589 to 5341 code for a protein of 250 amino acids.
CCCUAGUUUUAGGGUUUCCAUUACUCGUCUUCACACUUUACUCCUUCGUCUUCCAUUCGUUUUUCUCCCCAAUUUACUUCCUCUCAACUCGUCUUCAUCCCUCGCAACUAGUCUUCAAUCUCUUUACACUACUUCGUCCUUAAAGCCGUUUAAUCCUUCCAAUCGAAAUCCCGUUUAAUCCUUCCAAUCGAAAUCCCGUUUAAUCCUUCCAAUCGAAAUCAUCCCCUCUCUUCAAUCCUUGUAAGGACAUUGAUUUAGAUUUAUUUUCAGAAAAAACUUUUCCAUUUUUUCCUUAACUCACCUUCAACGUAUUCCGGUUUAGGUUUGGCCGUCGUUUUCUUCUCGGUAAAAAAUCUAUCUUCCUCUAAAUUCCUUUCUCUCCCACUCUUCGUCCUCCCAAUUUUCGUUGAAGGCUUCGCUCACAGUGUUGCCUCUGAAACAAAUGGGUUUUCAUCCGAAACAAAUGAGUUUUCUGUCGAUUUCGUUGAACGAGUUUUACAUUUUGCCUCUGAAACCUUUGCGCUUGCAUGUUCAACAUUAUUGGUGAACAUGCAAUCCGACUCAGUUUUUCCCUUCCACAAGACCUUGCCGCUUGGACUCCCACUUGCAGAUCGGGUAUUGUUUUCCUCUGAUUUGGACACAUUCUACACUACGGAUACUAUCACCGUAUCACCACUGCAUUUGGGAUGUUCGAGCAAGGUAUGGUUGGAGGUAAGUGGUUGGAUUUCGAGUUUCUGUCUUCGCCGAUGAUGAGGAUUAUGGUUAUGCACUUCUGAAUAAUUGUUUGUGAUUAUUUCUGUUCUAUGCAUAAUUAUUUGUAAUCGUUUUUGUUUUUUACUUCUAUUGUCUCUUUCCACGUUUCUGAUUACUUUUGUUUCUGUAGUUUUUUGAAAUCACUUCUGUCUGUGUAUCUGUGAAAAAUUUUGUCUAUGUGCUUCAACGUAUGUCCCUGUUUGCCAUGUUUCUAAUCUCUUUCCAUAUUGCACAUCCAUAUUGUUUAAAUUUUGCUUCUGUUAUUUUGGAUUAAUUUUGCCCAUCCUUGUUUCAACAUAUGUCCCUGUUUGCCAUGUUUCUAAUUGUUUUGUUGGUUUCACUUUCUUAUUGCUACUGUGCCUAGCAAUCUGAACACAUUUUGUACCAUUUUUUUAAUACUAUCCCUCAUAAAUAUGUUGACAUAUUUAUUUCAUUUGACAUUUGACUAACUAUGUUCACAGUUCCCACUUACUUGCAAUCAAGAUGUCUUCUGAAUUUGCUUUGCUGAGUAUUUUCUCAACUGUCUGUUCUGUUUCUUUCUCUUUAUUUCUAAGCAAAUCUCAUUCAUCCAUCAAUUAAACUACACUGUGUUCAUUUAUUUUUUUUGGUUAUCUAUUUGUCUACUCAUAGAUUCUUUUUUCUUUUUGUAUGAGUGAAUAAAGACAUACUUUAUUCACCCUAUAACCCUAUAUAUAUAGCACUUCUUUUGUUGUAUUUUAUUGUGUUGUUUUCCUUGUUUCCUCCUCUGUUCUUUCUUUAUUUGAUAUGUAACUUAACUUUGUUUUCUUCUUUUGAAGUUCUAUUUUGCAUUCUUUUUUUUCUUUUGCCAUAUCUAUGUUAAGUACAUUCUGUUAUUGUUUAAAGAAUAUUUGUGGGCUAUCACUUCUUUUUUUUUUAUGAAGGGUAUACCUUCUUAUACACAAACUUAGACACUGUCAUAGCAUACUUUUCAUGAUUUCCUUGAUCAUCUCAUGUUCACUGGCCAUAUUCAGUUUAAGGAAUGUUGAUGUUUUGUGACUCUUUCAUAUACGUUUUAUGUGUCGAUGUUUUAUGCUUAUUUGGUUGCAUUUGUAUAGAUAUAUAUGUUUUGUUGCACAUCCUAUUGUUGCUUCUUUUUGUAUUAAUGUUUGUAAUAAUAGAUCCAGUUCGUUACACCAAACAGAUUCAAUUCCUCUGAGGCAGAACGUUUUUUUAAAUAACACGGCCUAAAUUGCUCAUUCAUUUUAAUCAAUCUUGUUUUUUCAAUUCGACCUUGACAUUCCUCCAAACAAUACGGUACGUAAUCGAUACACCUCAUCCUUAUACUAUUUGUACUUGUACUUUUGUUAUGUCGGGACACUAAUUUCCUUACUUUAUUUGCUGGAUAUCCGACUUCCUACUUCGUUCGUUAGAGGUACGAGGCAUUGGCGCUUUAUAUUGUACUACUUUAUUUUCAAAUAUUGUCAGUUAAUAUUUUUGCAUUCUUCCAUAUUGUACUUCGGACUUUAGUGACCAUAUUGGGAAUAAAGAAUUGUGUUUUUUUUUUUUCAUGAUUCCAAAUUUAACUGCAUUUUUUGACUUGACAGUUUGUUUCGAUUUCAAAAAUUGUCUUCAUUUUUAAAAAAAUUCAUAAACAAAGUGUAUACCCACACAACCAGGUCAAUAAUAUGAAACUGGAAAUGACAAUGGAUUUAUUCAAAGUAAAAAAAUUAUUUUUGCAGUAACUAUAUAUUUAAAAAAAUUUGCAUAAAAUAAAACUAUUUUUGGUUGACAAAACAUAUUUUGAACAUCAAAUGCCAUUUUAUUACUUUUUUUUUCGUACCAAGGUAAGACAUGUAAUUUUACCAUAAAUUUCAUUUUCAGAAAACAUGUAUAGUUUGUUCUAUAAAAAAUUAAUUUACAUCAACAUUUGUAAAAAAAUACAUUUCGAACAAAAAAUAAACAAAAUAAAUAACCUUAUUUAUAUAUGAAUGAAAAAAAAAUGGUGUCAUUAAUAAAUUUUCACGCAUUUGUAAGCAAUUAGGAGGCUUUUUUGAAAAUGUGGAAGAAACUAUUUUUUUUUUAAAAAAUAAACACAAAAUAGGAUUGAAACAAAUUCUAAAAUAAAAGGAAAAAUAAUAACUAAUUUUUUUUUUUUUUUUGUUUAUGGAAGUCACACACUUUCGAUAUUAGCCAACUGUUAUGAUAGACCACAUCGUACUUGAGUUUUUCAAAAAAGUAGCCAACUGUUUUCUUUCGAUAUUAGCCACGCUUUUUAAACUGAACAACAUGAAUUUUGAACAAUAUUUUGGUUUAGGGUUUGAACAUACUCAUACUAGUAACAUAUUGGGAUGCAUAAGUUCAUUUUACAUAAUUAUAUUUUAGAAGUACAUAAAUAUUUUAUUCUAAUGUAUGCAUUUAAGGUAUACUAGCAUUACAGUUACAAAAAUAGACCGUGAGGUUCGUAGUAACUAUCCUGAAAUGGAUAACCAAAACAUUCGCACUAUACUAGUUGUUUUCACAUUCACCCAUAACCAGUUAGUACUGCUAUUGGAUGCACUAAUGAAUGACAAUAAGCGGGUGACCCAUACAACGUACGAAUUUAGGCAUCAAAUUAGACAACUGUCAUACUUUCGUAUGAUCCACUCCUCCGACCUCGUUUGUCGUGAAAGUACCAGAAUGGACAAACGAACUUUUUCCAUUCUAUGUCACUUACUGAGGACGAUUGUUGGUCUGACGUCGACCGAAAUCGUCGAUGUCGAGGAGAUGGUCGCCAUGUUUCUACAUAUAUUGGCACACGAUGUCAAGAGUAGAGUCAUCCAGCGGGAUUUCGUGCAAUCAGGAGAGAUUGUUUUCCAUCACUUUAACCUCGUAUUGUUGGUUGUGUUGCGAUUGCACGAUGAGUUGUUGAAGAAGCUGCAGUUAGUGACUAACACAUGCACUAAUUCAUGAUGGAGUUGCUUCGAGGUCCGCAUAUUACUGUAUUAUGUUACUUAUCAAUCACCACGUGCAACUACUUAACUUGGUGGUAUUUCAUUAUGCAGAACUGCCUUGGGGCAUUGGAUGGCACGUACAUCAAGGUUAACGUGCCGCAAACCGAUAGGCCUAGGUAUAGAACACGUAAGGGAAAAGUUGCCACAAACAUCCUCGGUGUGUGUGAUACGAAAGGCGACUUCGUCUUCGUAUUGGCUGGUUGGGAAGGGUCCGCAACAGAUUCCCGCAUUCUUCGAGAUGCUAUUGCACGACCAAAUGGGUUGCAUGUUCCUCAGGGUAAUCAAAUGUUUUAUGCCUCGAACGUAUACUACUUACAACGUCAAUCAAAUUAGUUAGAUCAGACCCAUUCGUAAUAGGUUAUUACUAUCUAUGCGACAUGGGAUAUCCCGAUCUAGAGGGAUUUCUAGCUCCCUAUAGAGGACAAAGAUACCUCUUGCAAGAGUGACGAGGAGCGGGAAAUGCCUCUGGCACCGCAAAAGAGUACUUCAACAUGAAACAUUAUGCCGCUAGAAAUGUUAUUAAACGAGCGUUCAGAUUGUUGAAGGGUCGAUGGGCAAUCAUUCGCGGCAAGUCGUACUAUCCCGUGCAAAUUCAAUGUCGAACAAUUCUUGCGUGUUGCCUACUACACAAUCUCAUCAACCACAAGAUGACGAAUGUCGAUUUCGUUGACGACGUUGACGAAGAAGACUCCACCUACGCGACGAUUGGAGGUGAUGACAUUCAAUUCGUUAAGAACUCAAACGAAUGGACGCAGUGGAGGGAUAAUUUGGCCACAUAGAUGUUCAAUGAAUGAAAGUUGCCUAAUGAAUAGGCUUUGCGUGUCAAUUUAGUAUUCCUAUAUUUGUAUUUAGUUAGUAUUGGGUGUGUCUUCCUGUAUGCUUGAAUGUAUGCAUGCAGUAUAAAAAACGAAUUUAACAAUUUUGGCUUCUUGUGUAUUUUAAUAAUUAUUACUUCCUGUGUAUUGAAGAUACUGAAACAAAUGCAUGGUUGUAUGAAUGUCAAUAUGACAUGUUCAUCAUGUGCUCCUAAGCAUGUAUGGAUGAAGGAGGAGGAGGCAACCCUCGUCGAGUGUAUGGUCGAGUUCGUGUCUGCUCGUGGAUGGAAGUCAGACAAUGGCACAUUUAGACCCGGGUAUCUGGCACAACUUCUGCGAAUGAUGACUGCAAAGUUGCCGGGAUGCAAUGUACAUGAGACCACAGUGAUCGACUGCAGCAUAAAGACGUUGAAGCGCUCAUACCAGGCAAUCGCAGAAAUGCACGACCCGUCAUGUAGUGGGUUUGGUUGGAAUGACGAUGCGAAGUGCAUCGUUGCUGAGAAGGAGUUGUUUGACAACUGGGUCAGGAGUCAUCUUGCAGCCAAGGGGCUGUUAAAUAAGCCUUUCCCAUAUUACGACAAGUUGGCGUAUAUAUUCGGGAAAGAUCGUGCAACAGGAGCCCAUGCAGAGACCUUUGCCGAUGUCGGAUCGAACGUUCCUCCUGGGUUUGAGGAAUUUCCUCAUGUGGAUCUCAAUGAUAUGAAAAUUCCUUCCAUGUUCAGCCAUAGGUUUAACAUGUCACAAGACGACAUCGCACGUCCAGGUCGAGGAACCGAUAGUAGGACGACUUCAAGCGGCUCGAAGCGAAGGCGGGGAGGGUAGACUUCAGAAACAGCUGAUGUAAUUAAGGAUGCCAUGACUCUUCAAACUGACCAGUUGAGGCUCAUUGCAGAGUGGCCGCAGUUGGCACUGGAGGAUGAAAGCAGGGUCCGUAGAGAGGUCGUUCGCACAUUACGUGCCAUACCUCAGCUCAGUAGGUUGGACAUGGCGCAAUGUAAUAGAAUACUAAUGAACAAUUUAACGGACAUGAAGGGUUUCCUCGAACUGUUAGAUGAGGAGAAACUUGACUACUGUGUUGGAUCGGUAUGGCAACCCUAGAGGGGGGUGAAUAGGGUUUAAAUAAACUUUUUGACAAAUAAAAAGUAAAAUCAACUAAUUAGAUACUUUUUUAAAUUUAAAUAAA